Molecule: messenger RNA, 1432 nt
Organism: Sphaerodactylus townsendi
Lineage: Eukaryota; Metazoa; Chordata; Lepidosauria; Squamata; Sphaerodactylidae
Product: filaggrin-like
Exons: 7
Coding region: 131-1204 (357 amino acids)
Source: RefSeq, a predicted model, not a curated record
CCAUGGCUUGGGAGCCCAUUCUGAUGGACACACUAGAGGAUAACAUCCCUCGGGCACGAGCUGGCCACUGUGCCGUGGCUAUCAACACACGCUUGUAUAUCUGGAGUGGUCGGGACGGCUACCGCAAGGCAUGGAACAACCAGGUCUGCUGCAAGGAUCUCUGGUACCUGGAGACAGAGAAACCUCCUCCGCCUUCUCGAGUUCAGCUGGUCCGAGCCAACACCAACUCCUUGGAAGUGAGCUGGGGCUCCGUCCCGACGGCCGACACUUACUUGCUCCAGCUGCAGAAGUACGACAUCCCAGCCGCCACCUCGCCAGCUGCCAACCCUGUACCCUCGGUGCCUGUCAACCCCCCCAAAAGCCCUGCUCCAGCUGCAGCCGCCCCGGUCAGUGCCAUGCAGCCACUGGCACAGAUGGGCAUCACGUUGCUACCCCAGGCCACGGCCGUUGCCGCUGCGACUGCCGCUGCGACCGCUGCUGCUGCCGCCACUCCUGCUCCACCGACCACAACUACCAUCCAGGUGUUGCCUGCCGUGUCCAGCAGCCCAAUGCCCAUGCCCGCGCCUGUGGCUGCCGCCGCUGUUGCCACCCCCCGCCCACAAGCGGUCCCGGCCGUGCUGAAAGUCACGGGCCCACAGGCAACAGCAGGGCCUCCGCUGGUCACAGUGCGUUCAGCAGGGCAGGUGGGGAAGGGCCCACUCACAGUGACGUCUUUGCCAGCGGGUGUGCGCAUGGUGGUGCCCACGCAGACCACUCAAGGGACGGUGAUUGGCAGCAGUCCUCAGAUGAGUGGCAUGGCUGCUCUGGCAGCAGCGGCUGCCGCCACUCAAAAAAUCCCACCCUCCUCCACUCCAACGAUGCUCAGCGUCCCUGCUGGCGCCACCAUAGUGAAGACAGUGGCUGUUUCUCCUGGUACCACCACACUACCUGCCACCGUCAAAGUUGCCUCUUCUCCUGUCAUGGUGAGCAACCCUGCGACCCGCAUGCUGAAGACGGCGGCUGCCCAAGUUGGCACCUCGGUCUCGUCCACCACCAACACGCCUACCCGGCCCAUCAUCACCGUGCACAAGUCGGGCACAGUCACUGUGGCCCAGCAGGCGCAGGUGAUGACCACGGUGGUCGGCGGGGUGACCAAGACGAUCACGCUGGUGAAAAGCCCCAUCUCAGUACCUGGAGGCAGCGCACUGAUUUCCAAUUUGGGUAAGGUGAUGUCAGUCGUUCAAACCAAACCAGUCCAGACGUCGGCUGUGACCGGACAGGCGUCCAGUGGCCCCGUGACACAGAUAAUCCAAACGAAAGGGCCCCUGCCCGCGGGCACUAUUUUGAAGCUGGUAACCUCGGCGGACGGCAAGCCUACCACGAUCAUCACCAGCUCUCAGGCGGGCGGUACGGGCACUAAACCCACCAUCCUGGGCAUCAGCAGUGUGUCUCC